Messenger RNA from Erigeron canadensis, 2471 nucleotides. Its product is annotated as sister chromatid cohesion 1 protein 2-like. The record is from RefSeq and is a predicted model, not a curated record. Lineage: Eukaryota; Viridiplantae; Streptophyta; Magnoliopsida; Asterales; Asteraceae. Gene Ontology annotation, cellular component: synaptonemal complex; cohesin complex. Gene Ontology annotation, molecular function: protein binding; chromatin binding. Bases 247 to 2178 code for a protein of 643 amino acids. The transcript is spliced from 13 exons. Gene Ontology annotation, biological process: replication-born double-strand break repair via sister chromatid exchange; mitotic sister chromatid cohesion; synaptonemal complex assembly.
AACUUGUCCGAGACACUCUCUCUCUCUCUCUACACACAUACUCCAUUACUCGACCGUUUUCUUCUCCAUUCCAUCCUCACACACACACACACCAUUUCACUUUUAUAUUCACACACAAAACAUACCAACAGGCUUUGUUACAUCAUUCUAAAAAUACAUAUGCAUAUAAUAAUAGAUAUAAACAUAAGUAAUAAUUAGUGGGUUUAAUAAAGUGAUAGAAAAAAAAAGGGGGUGGGGGUGAGGGAGAUGGUGAUACACAAACAGUUGUCAAUGGGGAAGAAAAGCAAGGAAUUAGAGAAUGUAUGGAUGGCUGCCCACUUUCCUAAACGUAUUAAGAAAGAACUUGUUCAUUACACCAAUAUCAUUUCUUCUGUUGAUAACAUAUUGGUGGACCAAAUUUCUGUUGUAACAUAUAGAAUAUUAGGAUUUCUUCUACUUGGAGUGGCAAGGAUAUACGCAAAGAAGGUUGAGUAUCUGCUGGUCGACAGCAAUAGAAGCAUGAAUGAAAUUCAAUUAUAUUUUGAGGGGAGGAGAAAAGAUACUGUUAAUGUCACGGGUAUGUGCUUACCUGAAUCUUCAGGACAUAGAUCCAAACAAAACACUGUAGACGUGCCUGUAUCGGAAUUUUCUAGUAAAAAGAAAUCCAAUACUUUUAUUGAAGCUAUGCGUGCACAAUUCUCUUCAAUCAGCAUGCCAGAAACUUUUGAACUAGACGCAUUUGAUCUGGAAAUCGUGGAAGAUGAUAGCAGCAAUGACCACGUGAGACCCCAUUUGGAGCUUGUGCUUAAUGAUGCAUGGGAAAAUGUCCAAACAAGGCAUCAUAAUUAUGGCAAGCAGCAUGGGGAUGCAUAUGCUCGAUUUUCUGACCAUGCUUCCACUUCUACUUCGGCUAUGGCUACAAACUUUAACCCAAGUAACUCGGAAAAAAGUGCUGAGAAGUUUCGUCAUAGAUUUUCACUGGAGGAAUGCCUGGAUCCCAUGGUGCUCGAUGAAACUGAUGACGAAGAUGUCCCUGUAAAACCCUUUAUUGAGCAAGAGCCAGAAUGUACUAAUAUAAAUAUCCCAGAUAUAAUAUUUGAGGAUGGUGAAACUUCACAUAUGCAUCCUGUUGAAGACAGUACAACUGGGCAAACAGUUGUUUUGGAACUGACAUCCGCUGAUAACAUAAUUCUCAAACCUAGUCCAGACAAAUGUCAAGUGUCGGUUACCAUUGACGUGACCCCUCAGUCAAAGGCUCCAGUUGUUUUAGGUGAACACAAAUCAGAUUGUGUGGCUGUCCGUACCCCAGCUCCCAUGAAUGAAGUUAGGCUCCCAAGGAAACGCAAAUGUGUUUUUGAUGAACCGAGAAAGAUUCCUAAUGAUGUAUAUAGAGACUGGCUUGAGGAUGCAAGUGACCUAGUAUGCAAAAGGAGGAUUACAUCUUCUCUUCAUGCUUGGAAGCAACGUAGGUCUACUGAUUAUUUUCUGGAACCUAUAGUUGCCAUCAGUGCAGAUUUUCCAUCGGAUCUCAGGUCAGUUAUUUCCACGAAAGAGCUGGUGCUGGAAGAAGUUGAGGAGACAAGGGAACCGGAUCCAAAAGUUACUGAAUUAAUGCCCCUGAACAUGAACAAAGUUUCUGAGGAAAGAGAAGAAACCAUUGCUCCCUCAACGCCCCUGAACAUGAACAAAGUUUCUGAGGAAAGAGAAGAAGAAACCAUUGCUCCCUCAACGCCAGUAACCCGAUCGACAUCAUUGAGAUUCCAUGAGGUCCAUGCGAAGUCCUUGGCCAGUCAAGCGGGACCGGCUAGUUCAUCCGAGACUGUAGAAAGAGACUACCGUCGAGUCGUUGGUGUAGAUAUGGACGAGGUUCAGUUGGAAGAGGGACCAAGUGCUUUGGGUGAAAGCAAUCAAGAAAACUUCCUCACUGCAGAAAAGUGGUCAGCUGUUACAAAAAGCAUUGCGCGUCGCAUGCAUGGUUAUUUUGUAUGUUUGAAAGAAAGAGGAGAAGAGGGAGCUCUAAAGUUGUCCCAGAUCUUGAAACAGAAAACUAAGAAAGAAAGCGCAAGGUUUUUCUAUCAGAUACUGGUUCUGAAAACUGGAGGAUAUGUCGACGUGAAACAAGCAAAGCCAUAUGAUGAGAUCCAUGUGAUGCAAACUCCAAAGCUGGAGGAAGUUUUUGUAGCACGCGGUCGCAAAUGAAACUGCAACAACCAAAUGAUGAGGAUUGUACAAAAGAGUAUAACCGAAAAGUGAUAGCCCAUAGUUGGUUUUAUGUUCUUAAAUUUUCCAGGUCCUAUCUCUGGCUUUUUAGUUUUAUAUAAGAAGUUGUAGUAUUUAGUUUAUUAGGUCCAGCAAAUAUGGUAACUUAUUGCAUAGUUCUGGUAGAGUUUCCUGGAUGGCCGAGUCUGCUAUGACUAAUUGCGUGGUCAUCAGGUCUUAGUUUUAACCAACUUUUUUCUGAUGUUAGACAAUAAAGUUGAUGUCCUUUCCUA